Molecule: messenger RNA, 953 nt
Organism: Bombina bombina (fire-bellied toad)
Lineage: Eukaryota; Metazoa; Chordata; Amphibia; Anura; Bombinatoridae
Exons: 3
Coding region: 144-953 (269 amino acids)
Source: RefSeq, a predicted model, not a curated record
AUUUCCCGGAGGCUGCUGUUCGUCCUACUCCCAACUCCUUGGGCCCUUUCUGCGGGUGACCGGUGGUAUGUCCCAAACUAGGCCUGAUAUGGGUGACACCAGGGAGAGAUCCAAAAGGUCUGCUAAGGCUCCAAGGAGGUUUGAUGAAGAGGAGGAUUCAUCUGGAAAGAAGAAGAGGACAGCAGUUACAUCAGCUGGUGAUGCUGUGGUCGUCUGUGACCCCCCCUAUUGUUUCUAUGCUGUCUUCUGUACCUAUUUCUAUUUCUUCCCCUGCAGUAUUUUCUGCUGCUGGGGCCUUUCCUGUUACUACAGCUUUUCUCCCUAUCUAUUAUAUCCCUGUUUCUAGUCCUUCUUCUGGGACUAAUUUUCCUGCCCCUGUCUCCCUUCCUAGCCUUGUUUCCUCCUCUGCUAUCUCUUUACCUACUCAUACCCUAACCCUGGGGCCUCUGGACUUUCCCACUCAUUGUGCUGUCCCUGACUUGGCCGGCCUGUCCCUCUCUGCCCCUAGUAUUCCCCCUCCUCGGUCACUAGUGGCAUCAUUUGCCUCUGACCUGGAGAGGGGGGCAGCAGAUGAGCUGCUGCUACAUUCACUGGAGCUCCGCUUUUCUCAGCGGAGCCCAGUGAGAUCCCCCUUGCCGGCAUUUGUUUCCGGACUGCAGGGCAUGGAGGGUAGGCAGGGUGCUCUGUUUUUGGAGCCACAUGGCCGGUCGGGUCUCUCUGAUCCUUCCUCCGGUCCCGCGCGCGCGCCUGACUUGUCUCCGCCCUCCUUUGUCCCGGCCGCCAUCUUGGAUCCUGGGACAUCGUGUUUGCGGCUAGGAGUGGUGGCGGCUAUGUCGGGCGUGUGCGCUGUUCCGGUGGCAGAAGGAUCUGGUCCGGUGGAGGUAAGGGGUGCUCCUCGGGCAGGCAGGGGGUCCCGCGGGUCUCUUACCCGCACAGUUAGAGGAGGUCAUUAG